AUGAGUAUGGGCACCGUCGUGUAUUCAAAAGACAUGCCGGUGUGGAUGAAAACCGCUUUCAUUGAGACCUUUGCUUCAUUCCCGGACAUCACUUUUAUUUGGAAGUAUGAAAAGCCUGAUGACGAUAUUUUCAAGAAUGUUCCUAACGUUUAUCCAAUGGAGUGGAUUCCGCAGACGGACUUACUUGCACCUAACUUGCCAGCGGACGAUCGAAUAUCACUGUUCAUCACACAUGGCGGCAUGAAUUCUAUACUAGAAUCCAUGAACUAUGGAAAGCCGAUGGUCGUCUUGCCUUUAUUUGCCGAUCAACAGAUGAAUGCGCAAGCCGUUAAACGACGUGGUCUCGGUAUUGUUCUUGAGAAGCACUUGAUUACAAAGGAUGUACUGAUUGCAGCCAUUAAUAGAGGACUGAACGAUAGGUGA
Messenger RNA from Cooperia oncophora, 423 nucleotides. The record is from the annotation of a GenBank genome assembly. Lineage: Eukaryota; Metazoa; Nematoda; Chromadorea; Rhabditida; Trichostrongylidae.